Messenger RNA from Caenorhabditis auriculariae, 13205 nucleotides. The record is from the annotation of a GenBank genome assembly. Lineage: Eukaryota; Metazoa; Nematoda; Chromadorea; Rhabditida; Rhabditidae.
AUGGAAAGUCGUCGAGCCCGGGGAGCAUCAAAAAGCUUCUUCGGAACCUCUUCAACCUCCGUCACAUCGCCAUUUACUGUGAGACGUGAAGGCAAGGUAUAUUUUAUCUAAAAUGAAUUAAAGUGUAAAAAUUCGCGUUUUCAGCAAGUGAGAAAGAAAAAUGAGAGGCCCCCAGCGCCCGAAACAGUUCCAUGCAACGUGCAAGUGCUCGCCAGGCCAGCUAAUAAGAAAGAUGAUCAGGCAGGGAACUUGACCGAAGAAAAACCAACAAGUUAUUUGAUUUUUAUUCAAUCAUCAAUUGGUUUUGAUUUCAGUAAUGAAGCCGUUCAAGCCGACAAUUUUACCAAGCGCUCUGACGAACAUAUUCAAUCAAGGCCGACAGAAUGGAAGGGCGGAAAAACCGCCGCCUGAACUUUUGUCACCGAUUCUGAACGAUUCGGCGAGUUUCACGCAGCCGCCGACGAUGUCCGACGGCAUCAAGCUCAUUUCCGACUUUUCCGAUAUCUCUGAAGCUCUUUCGGUUGGUUUUGUGAUGGAUUAGAAUGAUGGACAAGAUAUUCUUUUCCUUAAAAAUCUAUUCUUCUUCGAAAUUUGACUUUAUCCUCACAGUAAGCUUCAAAAUUUAGGAGUACCUUUCUUCAUCGGUAAAUUACGUUGUAAUCGCCGCGAUCGGCGUCCAAGGUGUCGGAAAAUCGACACUUUUGAGCAUGUUGGGUGGAAAUAACUCCCAGGAUAUGUAUAGGUUUUUCAACAUUUUUUUCAAAAAAAUCCUUUGUUCUUCAGAGAAUACAUUUUCCGUCCAGUUUCUCGUGACGCCAACGAAUUUUCCCGUCAUCAAACGGUUAAAAUCGACGCCUACGUCACGAAAAACCCAUCAGAUUUUGAUCGAUUGUCAGGUUUUCUUGUCGAAAAAUCGAAAUUUGAAAAUAUUUUUUAUUGUAACUUCUAGGCAAUCAAUAGUUAUACCGUUUUGGAAGAAAUGACAAGAAACUCGAAUCCCAACGAUUUUCGCGCGAAUGCCGAGGUGAGAAAUUGUAAUUUCAAAUUUGACGGAAAAAUAGAAAAAAAUGGUUGGUUCAAAUAGAGGAUGCUUUAAAGAACUUUUUAAACCAGUUUCAAAGAAAUUCUCGAACUUUCUGAUUUUUUUUUUCUUUCAAAUCUAAUUUUGAAAAACUCGGAAAUAAAUUAGAAUGCUAAAAAAAUAUUGUCUGUUAUGCUCCAUUUCAGUUGAAAAUCGAAAAAAAAAAAUGGUUUUUUUGAAAUAAAUAAUUUCUCUUUCUCUCUCUCUCUCUAGGACAUUUUAACUAAGUCCAGAGUAAUUCUAAAAAAAUUUUUAGCUUGAUAUGUUUUUUUCUUUAUAUUGGUUUCAAAAACACUUUUUAAGUAAUUUUUGGAUGCUCAAACUAUUUUUUUCUUCAUUUUACAUGUCAGCCAAAUUUCGGAAAUGUUUUUCAAAAUGACUUUCCAACCAAGUUUCAGAAGAUUUCUCAAACUCUCUGUUUUCCCUUGAUUUUUUUCAAAAAUUUCAUCUUUAAAAUCUUGAAUAUAAUUUUAAAAAUCAUCAAACUUUUUGUCCUUUUUUUCAAUUUCAAUCGAAAAAUCAAAAAAAGAAAAAAAGUUUUUUUGAAAUUAGGAGCCUUUUAACCGAGUUUCGAAGAAAUCCCCAAUCUUUUUCAUUUUUUUAACUCGAUAUUAUUUGUUUAUUUCAUUUCGAAACACUUGAAAAAUGUUUUUAAAUGGUCAAAAUCCUUCAUCAAAAAUAGUUUGGAAUAAUUUUUUCAUUUGAAAAGGGUCUGUUCUUAAGAAAGGUUUAACAAAUUUUCAGUGAACUUUCAAAUUUUUCAUCUUUUCUCUUGAAGUUUUGCUUUUCAACUUCAUUCCGAGACACUAGGAUAUAAUUUUCAGAUGCUCAAACUAUUGUCCUUCAUUUUCCAUAUCAGCCAUACGGUUCUAGUCUGCUCGGAUUGGUAUAUGGACAUGAAUUUGAUCAAGGUUCAAUUUAUUUUCUUUUAUUUCUAAAAAUGCAAUAUUUAUUUGUGCCUUCUUUGUAGUUAAAGUUGAGAUUUAUAGACCAUCCGCAUGGCCGAACUUUUCCGACCCCAUUUGCCCAAAUACAGCCCAGCUUUGAACUUAGAUCGGAAGACUAAUUUGGGUACAAAUUUUUUUCAUUUUUUUGAAGUUAUUCUGAGAGUUUUUUUGCAGUUUUCAUACACACAAAAGCGAGAUCCGUCGAUUUUACGCCUUCGAUCAAGGUCGAACGAAUUCGGCUUCUGAGAGCCAUGUUUAGGGAUUCGAAAUGGUACUUUUCUUCCUGAAAAAAAGAAAAAAUUAUUAUUUUCAGGCUGAGAUUACCUGAUAAGGAUGAAAUGAUGCUGAUCCCACUGCCUGAAAUCAAGCCCAGGAAGGAGAAUCGUUAGUUUUUUUGAAGAAAAAUUGAAGAAAUAAUACUUUUUGAACCCUUGUCUCGUUAGGGUUUUCAUCAGGAAACGGUUAUUUUUUUGAAAAAAUCCAGAAUUUGAAGAUUUUUUUAAACCACAGUGAAGCUAUAGCAACGUUGAAAAAAAUCCUUUAAAAAAAUUUAACCCGUUUUUUUCAAAGAAAUGUCAAAAAAAUUUUCUGAAAAAAAUAUCUUUUUAGCGCGAAAAAUUUGAAAAAAAUUUUUUUGUUAGAAAAAAACGUUGUUUCUUUUUGUCUGGUGCUACGACAAUAGCGAGUUUUCUAUUUCCGGAGAUUACUGUAUGUGAAAGCCCGCAUUUUGAGUUGUUCACAAUGUGUGUUUGCACCUUUAUUGCGGGACGUUUUCGAGCUUUUCAACUUUUAGCUCAAAAAACAAAAUAAUUUAUGUGAUUCAAGUGUUUCCUUUUGUUAUAAUGCAUUUUGAUAAAGUUAAAUGAAAAAAGGAUACGUUACGCAAGAAAGUGCAAACACACGGUGGCAACAACUCGGAACUUCGACAUACAGUACUCUUCCGAAAAGAAAAAUAUAGUCUCGUCGUAGCGCCGUUGCUUUUGGAUUGAUUCCAACGAAGUUUCAGAAUUUCCUCAAAAUUUUUGUUUUCAGAAAGUUUAUUUUCACAUGAAAACCUGUCAAUAAUCAGCGUUAUUCGAUUUGGAAUAAUAGCCAGAAAAAUAGGUGAAAAUGCGCUCUAAUGAGAAUUUUCUGAGCAAAAUGGUUUCUCACUUAAAAAAAUUACUGUUCCAUUUUCCAGACUAUAAUGACUUGAACCACUAUGAAACGCUCCUGGAAGCGGAACUUGUCGAAGAUUUCGACCAAAUCAUCCGCCGAUUCCGAAUCGAGUUGAUCAAAUUGACCAGGGACAAUUUCGCCAAGGAUCCGACGGCUCUCGAUGAAAAGAAAUGGUUUGAAACAGUUUUAGAGAAAAAUGAGCUGUUUUUCCAUUAGAUAGAUGCCUGAAAAGUAACUGUAGUUUGGAAAAUUUGAUGCGAAAAAAUAGCCACCGAAGAUGAAAACAAGUACGCUCUAAUGAUAAUUUUGAAAAAUUAGCAAAAAAAUCAAGUUUUAGUGGAGUUUCCAGUUUUCAAUUGAAAAAUAUCAGCGUUAUUCGAUGUGAAAAAAAUAGCCAGAAAAAAAUGGUGGAGUCGCGCUCUAAUGAGAAUUUUUCGAGAAAGUUUUUAAAUCAUUCUUUGGGAAUUUUUUUUAUUUUCACAGAGUAAUCCUUUCUGAAAAAUCAAUUUAAUUUGUUGAGAAAGCAAUCUUUAAUUUAUUAUUACUGUUUCAAAAUUUUCUGCGCCUUUUCAACGUUUUUUUUUUCGUUACUUUAUGACCUAACCGCGAGAAAAAAGCCACUAAAAUACGUUCCGAAAUUUUUUCAACGCAGAAAAUAUUUUUCAAUCCCAGGUUUCACUACUGCCGAGCGGUUUGGAACGAUGCCAAUAUCGCGAGCGACUUGGAAAAGUUCAAAUGGCUGACCGCAAAUUCGUUCAAGGAAUAAGGCAUAGUAUGUGCCUGAUUUUCAACUAUUUUCGAAUUUCCAUUUUUAGCGAUGAAAAAAGUGGUCCUGGAACCGUCUGCGAAAGCUUUACUCGUCUGAUUGUUGGUUUCAAAAAUGAAUGAGACACGUUUUUUGGCCGGCAACGAGCUUUACAGCAAGGUUGGUUCGGGGAAAAAAUAGCCUCCGAAAUUUGGAAGGAAAGUGUGCUCCAAGGCGAAAAAUCCGUAAAAAAAACAAAGAAAUAAACAAUCUCUGGCUUUUUCUCAGAGAGGCCGGAAAUGGGCGCUCUAUCGAUAAUAUAUUUGGAAAAAAUAGCCUCUGAAAUUGUGAAUAAAGAAAGUGCGCUCCAUGGAUAUUUCUUUCUGAAAGAGGAACUUUUCUGAUUUUUUUUAAGAACAUAUUUAAAAAAAGGUUCUUUUUUUGUGGAAAGUUCGCUUCAUCGCUCUAUAUCACUUUUAAAAAAAUAGCCUUCAAAAUCCAAAGUAAAAUAUGCUCCAUGGAAAAAAGUCCGUAAACGGAAAAUUCAAGAACGUCUGCCUUUUUUUGAGAGCGUAUUCGAAAAAUGGUUCAAGGGAAUGUGCGCUCUAUCAAGAUUUCUUUUUUUGAAGAAAUAGCCUCUGAAAUGGAGAAGAAAGAAAGUGCGCUCCAUGGAGAAUUAUUUUUGAAAGAGCAACUUUUUCUAAAUUUUUUUAAGAGCAUAUCCAAAAAAAGGUUCAUUUUUUUGUGUAAAAGUUUGCUCUAUCACUCUAUAUCACUUUGGAAAAAAUAGCCUCUGAAAUUCAGAAUUAAGAAAAUGCGCUCCAUGAAAAUUUUUUUUCCCUGGAUUAGGAUUUCCAAAUUUUCUGACUUUUUUUCUUAGAAAAAUAUUAGAAAAAAAGAUUGUAACUUCAUGUAAAAAGUGCGCUCUAUCGAAAAAAAUUUUUGAAAAAAAUAGCCUCUAAAGUUCGAAAAAAAGCCAAAAAUCGUACAAUUUCGAUUAUUUAAUGGACCAGAUUUGCUUUUUUUAGAAAGUCUUUUCAAUUUAAUUUUUCAUUAAAUUUGAAUUUCCUUCAUGAUUUAGAGUUUACAGGGCAGCAGUUCUUCGAGGGGUUCAUCAAAUUGUCAUCAUCAUCAUCAUCAUAAAACCCCCUUCUUUUUGUGGAACUUUUAUGUGCCUUCUUCCUUUCUUUUUUUUCCUUUGUUUUGUUUCUUCUUUAAUAUAUUGUUUCUCCCUUUUUAUUUUCUUCCGUCGUAUUCUUCGAAUUUCGCUCGCUUCUUUGUUGGAAUUUACGAAUUUUAGUUGGAUUUUUUCCCUUUUUAUGGUUAAAAAAUGAAUUUUCAACUGGUUCGUCUUUCCUUGAUUUUUGAAAUAUCGGUUGUUGGCCGAUGAGUUUUCUAAAGCUUAAAAAAAACUCUGUCAUUUGAUUAGUCUGUUUGGGCUUUGUCUAGCCGUCUGCGCUUUCUUUCUCUCUAACUGUGGGAGUUAAAAGCGAGCUUUUUGAAUUUUUAAGUUGGCUGAACCUUAAAAAAUCCACUUCUAAUUGGAAUUUUUUCCGAAAGUUUAUGCUAAUAUGGAUUUUUUCUAAUGCUUUUUCUCUGCACGGUCCUCUUAUCUCCCGAUUUUCGGGCCUCAUAUCUAUUUUGGUGCUGUAUUUUGUUGAUCGUGACGUUUUGCCUACGGCAAUAUUGUUCUGAUCAACUGUUUUUUGGAAGAAAAAGGUGUAAUUUGGCCACUUUUCAUAUUUUAUAUCAUUUUUAGGGUUCAUAGAGUUUCUUUAGUUCAUAGUUCGUGUAGAAAGUAGAGUUAAAAAAAAUUUUUUUUUUUGAAGUUUUAUAGCAUUUUUCCAUCAUUUUAGUUUAAAAAUGAUUUUGAAAAAAUUGACAAAAGCGAAAAAAGGUUCAUGGCCACUUUAGGGUCUAUACGUUUUAGUGUUUACUUUAGUAGUCGGAAUAGUGGCCACUUGAGGGGUCUCUUUGGAGGUCGAAGUGGUUUUAUCAGAGCCCUGAAAACUACUAUAGUAGCCACUUUGAAGCGAAAUCGAGGUGGUUCCAGGGGUCACUUUAGAGUCCUCUCCAAGCGGUCCUUGAGGAACCUCUUAAGUGUCUACUAGAGUUUAUCCUAGUGCAUCAAGUUUUCAAACAGUUGCCUUUCAGAGCCCUUUUAGGAAAAAGAUCGCGAAAAAUGGGAUUGCAUGAAAUUUCAAAAUGCUUAUAUCUUAACAAAAAAACGACCUUUAAAAAUCACUGGAAACUGAUCCGCUCCAUGUUUUUCUUUCAUAGGCAAAGUCGGAAAAGGCUCCUUUUUUCGCCAUUUUAUCGGUCCCUAUGCACUAUUUUCCACCAUUUCUUGAGCCUUUAAAAUUCCAGAAACAACGAAAGGCUCGGAAAAGAGACCCUUUUUGCUGCCUUUCUGCGGCCUUUUUUGAGCCUUUUAGCGGCCAUUAUCCACCAUUCCAACUUUGCCCGAGUAACUUUCAAAAAGUAAGAAGAACCUUCAAAAGUUACUCGAAAUUGAUCCGCUCCAUGUUGUUUUUUGUCUACCGGUUGUCGCCCCUCCAAACAAUUUGGAGGCCUAGAACCGGUCCCUCCUUUCAAUUCACGAUGGAAUAUAUUCGCCCCGAGAAGAGGAGGAUCUUUGACGAAAAAGCUUCGUUGAAACGAUAACAUCAAGUUGUUCUCGCCAAAUUUUCCAGCACUCUACGAUUUUUUUCCUCCCCAACUUUCUCGUCUUCAAAUUUGAACUAAAUGAUCCAUGGGAAGGUCCAUUUUUUCUUUGUUUUUCCAAUUAUUCUCUUUUUUUAUCGUUUUUUUUUGCGCGUUUUUCAAAGAAAUGUGAAAAAGUCUAAAAGGCUCUUAAAGUUUUUUUGUAAAGAUCCGUAAUUAAAAUAUUGAUUUUUUUUUCUCUAUCUCUUCAAAUUUAAACUGAAUAAUCUAUGGGAAUGUCUGUUUUUUCGAAUUUUUUCAUUGUUUUCUUCCAUUUUUCACGUUUCCAAAACACUUUGAACAAUUUAAAGUCUCCUAAUUUUUUUCGAAACAUAAUUAAACUAUUAAUUUUUUUCUUUCCUAUUUUCAAAUUUGCACUGAAUAUUUUGUAUGAAAUUAGGCGUUUCUCUAAUUUUUUGAAUUUCCAUUUCUUUUCCCUUUUUUUCACGUUUUUCAAGGAGUUUGAGUUUUUGAAAAGAGUAUAGAGCCUUUUUUUAAAUUUUUUUCAAAAAAAUCGAUUAGAAAUAAUUUUUGCUCGGUUUCAUUCAACAUUUAGUGUUUUUUUCGAAGGAAUCAUGAUUUCAGAUUUUGCAAAAAAUUCAAGUUUCUAUCUAAAAUCCAAAUGGAAGGCUUUUUCCUUUUAAAUAUCGAAAAAGUAUUUAUUUUUCUCCAAUAAUUCAGUUUCGAAAACAUUUUUUUAAAAGGAAUCAUGUUUUUUUUUUCGCCAAUCUCAAAUUUCUUGCAAUUUUGUCGAAUUGUCACUGUAUUUUUCCAAUUUUUUUCUCGCUUAAAAUUGUGAGAAAAAUAUUUUUUUGGAAAUUUUUUUGUCAUCUUCUCUCAUUCUAUUGUUGUUUGAAGCAAGAAAAUCUCAUGUUCCAAUGGAAAUUUUUCAGAUUUUCUUCCGCGCCAUGUCGAGAACAGCAUUAUUUUUGAACUUUAUUAACUUAUUAGUGAGUUUUUUUCUGCUCGAAAUCAGAAAUUUAUUCAAAAAAAUUACAGAAAGCUGCAACAAUGGGAAGUUCUGUUGAACCGGAGUCCCAUAGAUUUAAAAAUUAAGGUGAUUUUAAUUAUCAUUUAAAUUUCGUUAUAAAUGAUGAUUUCAGGUCGUUUUAAUAUGUAUAGUUUGGUAUUUUUAUCAGCUCGGCGAGCAGCAUCACCAACAAGCUGUUUUUUUACAGGUAAUUUUAGGGCUUUUUGAAGUUUUUCUAGUGUGAUUUUAUCAAAAGAUUAACGUUACUGUGAAAAUUUCAAUGAAGUAAAAACUUUAAAAGUUCAAAAAUGAAAAAAAAAUUACUAGGAAAUAUAGCCGCAAAAUGUUAGGCUUGUGCGCUCCAUAGAAAACUUUUUUAGUUUGAAGCCUUGUUUUUCAAAAAUCCUUGAUUUUUUAGGUCGCCACUGUAGUUUUCAAGAUUCAAGCAGAAAAUCAGAGAAAAAACGAGAUUUUUAUAAAAGUUAUCAAUAGAGCGAAAAAUCAUGUAGUACUCAACAUUUUCGAGGCUGUUUUUUCCAUAAAUUUUUUUUUCAGGGAUUUGAAAAAGGAUUCAAAAACUGUCUUUACAAAUUUCAUAAAGCCUAAAAGCUAUCUCUACAGGUCAAAAAUAGCUGGUUAAAUUAUUAGUGACCUCUUUAGGGUUUUGAUAUAUAAGCGGCUACUAUAGUAGUCGAAUUAAUGGCCCCUUAAAAGCCUUAGUUGUACUACUAGACCACUAAAAUCACUAUACUGGCCACUAAGAAGUCUUUGAGGAUCCUUUUAAAGGGUCACUAGAGUUUUUCCCCAGAAAAAGCCUUUAAAGGUUCAAAAAACCUUAAAAACAAUUUUUAAGCGCUACUCCUAUCCAAUGACACUGGCCCUGUCAAAUCUGAUGGCCGUACCUUUGUGCGCGGGUGUUCUGAUGUCGUUUUGGCACAUCAAAAAAGUCACCUUGUCUCCAGCCCAGAAUCGUCGAUAUUUAUACCCCAUUGCGAUUGGUUCAGCUAUUACGAGAUCUUAAAAAUGACAAAGGUUUUUAGGCAAAGCUCUGGCGGUCGGAAGCGCCUAUUUCAGUUUAUGGAAGGUUCCUGUUUCAUAUGCUCACACCGGUGAGUUCUUCUCAGUCUGACGUGUCUGCGCUCUCUUUUCUCUCACUAAAAGAAGGGAAAAUAGCGCGUGAAUUUCAGAGGGAGAAGAGAAAUUAGGCUUCUCCAGACUUCUCAAGUCUCUCUGACUCACUGUAUACCUCAUUUGCCAUGACUUACAGCUGUCUUACCCGACUGACCUGUCUGCACCCUUUUUUCCCUCACCGCCUAAGUCUUGGAAACGUGAAAAUAGCCUGUAAACUCGAGAGAGAGUAGAGAAAUCAGACUUUUCAAGUCGAACUCAAUCUCAAUCUCAUUACAACUUUCUGACCUGUCUUCACCCUCCUUAGGAAUUUCCAAGUGGUCACUAGAGGGGCCAAGGGAAAACAGCCCCUAUGGGAGUAUAGCAUAAGUGGUCCCUAUAGGUGCUCAAGGUCUGACCCCUAAGUGGCCCCUAUAGGGACAUUCCAAUUUAUUUUUCUGAUUCGGAAACUCGAAAACCAUAUAGGGACCCCUUAGUAUGAUCUCCUAUAGUGGUCUUCUCUUUCAGUGAAAGCCUCGAUGCCGUUAUUCGCAGUAUUCCUGAGCCGAUUCCUACUCCGCGAGCGACAGUCUUAUAGAGUUUUUUAAAAUAUUUUGCUCUCAAAAUUGAGAUUUUUUGAAGGUUUAUGUCUCCCUACUACCUAUUGUCGCUGGGGUCGUUGUGGCUUCGGCGACGGAACUUUCCUUCUCAGCUUCCGGCCUGAUAUCCGCUUUGUUCUCGACGUUCGUCUACUCUUUCCUCAACAUCCUUGUCAAAAAGGUUCUUGAAAAAAAGCAUCAAAAGUAUAUAGGAUUUUUUAGCUCUUGAAAGAGUCGGACAUGCAUCCGAUCCAGUUGUUGGCGCUGAACAGCCAACUGGCCGCCUUGUUCUUUUUCCCCUUCUGGUUCUGCAGAGACGCCCUGACGAUCAUGGGCAACUUGGCUAGUGGGGUGAGUAGAGGAGUCUAAGGUUUGGCCAAGCCUUUCUUCACGGGGAAUUUCCAAAAAUACAUAGCUCAUUCCGCGCCAGCUUAUUACGGUUUUCGUUUUCUUUUGUGCUACAGAACCCUUCCCUUUACGGUAUUUAUCUCUGUCUGCGCCUUCAAUAUAACGGAAAUUUUUAGGCCAAAUAAAAAGACACGGAAUUCCCUAGAAAAACUGACACGCAAUUGCCUAAAAAAAAACUCAAAAUAAGUCUACAUUUUUUGAUAAUCUAUACCUAUUUAUACAAGUUCAUGAGUUAUAAGUAAGGGAGAAGCCCGAAAUUACCUGAAAAAAAGCCUUUAAAAGUAUUUUUUAACGCUUUUUUGUGAUUUUUCAUUGGAAAGGACCUCUUUAAGAAGAUAAAAUGUGUUGAAAAAUUAAAGAGGAAUGAAAAGCCGCUCAAAAAACUCAGAAAAACAGCUUAGAAGUAACUUUUUUGUACCUGUCUACGGACUUAAAAAAAUAAUUUUUCUCCUUUCAAGGUCCGCGAAACUUUGAGUGGACUUUGCCCGUAUUUAAUAUUUUUUUCGAAAUUUCAAGUUUCUGUUAAGAAAUUUUUUUCCUAAGGUUCAAUUAUUGAAAUUUGGUCCUCAAUAUCAAUAUUUGGUUGGCAUUCUUAAAAAGCAAACUCACAAGGAGAGUAGCAAAAAUGACAUUGAUCCCUUUUUUUAAAAACAGUUUUUGAAACGUAGUUUUUUUGGGGGAAAUUGCAACUCGAUUUAUUAUUAGCUUCAAUUUCAUUUCUAAAAUUUUUUCUACUUUCAUAUUUAGCUUAUUUAAAUAUUUAAUAAUGCGAACACAGAAAGUACCUUAUCCCGGAAAAUUCUACAGUAAACCAAGGUGGUAUGAAUUCCUAAAAUUCCAUUUUCCAUCAUUUCCAAAAUUCCAUCACAAAAUUCCAAAACGAACAACAAAAUUCAAAAUUACAUUGAUAUACAACUUGCCUAGGAAAAAGUUGUCGUUUCUUAGAUACGCAGGUGACUACCCGCCUACCGUAACCCGGCUACGGUCGAAGGAAAAGGCUCAAAAUAGUUGGGUCUGCAAUCCUGGCGUCAUAGGCUAAAUUUAGUUUAAAACUCAUCAAAAUCAAAUAUUAUAUUGUUCUGUACCCGUUGAUUUUGAGCAUUACAGAGAUUUCAUAGGGCUUGUUAAUUUUUGUUCAAUUUUCACAGAGGUUUAUUCUUCAUGUCCAAAAAAUUGCAAACGCGGUUCAGGAACUCUCGGAAAGUCCCGAGUCGAUGCCGCCCGACCUAUGGAUGAUUUUCGUCCUGAUCUGUUCGGGAUUCCUGUCGUUCCUCCAGAACGUCUGCGCCUACUCCCUUAUCCACGAACUGACCGCACUGUCUUACGCUGUCUGCAACGCCACCAAGAGGAUUACGGUCAUCGGAUCGUCUCUGAUCACUCUUCACAACCCCGUCACUGGUUAUUGGUUUUUUCUUAGGCGAAAAAGCGAGCUUUAAAAAAUCCUAUCUGGGCUCCAGAAUCUUUUUGAAAAAAAAAUUGAAUGGUCUUUUGUGAAUGGCUCAAUUAGAGUCACGAUAACUUUCGCCUUUUGAGAGCCCCUUACUUGUUUCACAGAUCUCAUAGGCAGUUUUUGAGACCAGCUUUGGAAUCAACCUGAAAAACUGCAUCUAGAAAACUUAGUCUCUUUCAGAAGUCCCACUGCGAAUGAAGACCAUUCCCUAAUUAAAAGAAUAAUUUUUGCUGAGGCUUCUUCCAAAAUUUUGUCUUGAAAAGUUUUCUUGAGACUGAAAACUUGAUGUUGGAAACAAUGAAACUGAAGCGGAAGUUCUGAAAAACUAGUUUUUUUUUAGAAACUCAACAUGGAGCUAAUUUUUUGGAUGAAUUUUGAAGCGUAUCAAUUUUGUAUCUUUCUACUUUAGGUGCGAACAUUUUUGGAAUGCUUCUGGCCGUUUUUGGAGUGUUCUGCUAUAAUAGGGUAAGUUAUUAACAUCUGAAAAAAAAAUGAUAAAAACUUAAUUUCGUUAUUUUGAAGCGUUGUAUGUUCUCCAUCUUCAACUCGAUUUCAUGAUUUUAUUUCUUACAAAAAAUAUUUUAAAGGCGCAGAAUAGAGUCGAAACAGUGUUGGCACAAUGAAAAAAACAAGAAAUUUUUUUCAAGACAAUCUAUUAUUUUUUUGUGGUAUUUGGAGAGUCAAAACAGUUUUGGUACUAUUAGUUAUCAUAUUUCUAGCUUUUUUCGAGAGUAAAAUCCUGCUUGGUAUCAAAAAAACAAUUAAUUUCCUGGUUGUCCCACUCAUUCUUUUUUUUUCCAAUCUACCCAAAAAUCUUUCAAGAGAUUUCAAUCGUUUAAUCACUCUACUGAUCGGAUUUCAAGGCAAAACAAAUGGACAAGGAACAGUCGCACGUCCUGCCAAUAACCCGGUCCCAUGCGACUUUGUCCGAAGCGACGCUGAUUUCCCUGGACACGGGCGAAAAUGCGGACAUUAUGCAUCGGUACGAGGCUCCUCACACGUCUUGAAAUCAUUGAUACUCAUAUAUUUGUAAUUUUCUCUUGUUUGUCGACUUCUAACCUUGAAACUGGGCUUCUUGGCGGGAUAUCCUCUACCUGUGAACUUUAACCUCGACUUUUUUUUUUGCUCCAUGGGUAAUUUUUUCAAAGAUCGGACCUCGGUGAGGCGAACCAGAUCACUUAAGCUACGUCACCGCCCUUAAGUGAAUGCUGGAAUGCUCAGAAAUGUCCGUGGUGAAUAACAAGUGUGCAAUUGAGGCUAUUGAAAGCUUUUUGGACGCUUCUGACAUUCGUAGUGGCCACUUUAGCGGCAUCAGAACUAUCACUAGGGUUUUUGUAACAUUUCCGAACGUUUCCGACAUUCCUAGUGACCACUUUAGCGGCGUCAGAACUCUUAAGUUAUCCCUAGGACUUUUGAAGCAUUUCCGAACGUUUCCGACAUUCCUAGUGACCACUUUAGCGGCGUCAGAACUCUUAAGUUAUCCCUAGGACUUUUGAAGCAUUUCCGAACGUUUCCGACAUUCCUAGUGGCCACUUGAGUGGCGUCAGCACACUCGAAAUUUUCUCAGUAACGCCCGGGGCAUGUUCGAUUUACUUGACCGAGAAAGAGAGCGUUGAUUUUGAAAUCUUCAGCUCUAAAGUUUAAAAAUAGCUGCGAUUAUCCAUGGAGCGAAUUCGCUCUAACUUUGAAAAAUUUGGAAAUUUCAAGUCUCUAGAUCGUUAGAAAAAAAAAUCCCAUUUUUCUGUGGGUUUUGCUCUUUUCUUCAAGUUUUUGAAGUCAGGAAAUUAUUCUUCUCAAGAAAAAAAAUUGGCGCGAAGAGUUUCUAUAGGCCUUUCAGCUUCAUGAAUUUUUGUGAAGGAUGCACUUGAGUGGCUUUUUUCUUGCUUCUUUUUCUUUCUGAAUUUCUGGUUUCGCAGAGCCGCCAACGGUCGAGCUUCGAACGGAAGUCGUCUCGGCGCCUUGGAUCACUAUUCGGCGACGUACAAUCAGACGCGUGUCGACGACAUUUCCAGCCGGAGAAAUGUCCGGUUCGCCUGA